UGCUGCUCGGCUGCUCCGCACUCGCUGGAGUCGAAUAUUGGAGUAUUACUCCAGUAUGCACUAUCACUACACUGGGGACUACUCUGGGUGUACCACAUCAACAAUUCCCACACUUUCCGUUACUCUUAAUCACAAUUUUUCUCUUUCUAGAAUUCCUCAUUCUUUCUCUCUUUUCUGAUCAUCAAGAUGAGACUAAAGUCUAUCACCAAUCCUCUCAAUUCUCUCCAAAACAAGAGUGUUGGAUUCAGAGAUGCUUAUGGUUUCGCAAUUAGACCUCAGCAUGUGCAAAGAUAUAAAGAGUAUGCCAACAUCUAUCAGGAGGAAGAGGAGGAAAGAUCUGAUCGUUGGAACAUUUUCCUUGAGAUGUUAUCUGAGUCUAUUCAGUUGUCUGUUAAUGGAGAAAUAGUAGAUACUUAUGACAACAAAGGUCACCUGAUGCCUGUAGCUGAUACUAACCUGCAAGCACCAGAUGAGUCUGUUGUUGGAACUGAUACAUCUAGUUCUGAAGGUUCUAUUGAUGAUAAAAUUCAGAAGCCUGAAGUCCUAGUAGUGAAGGCAAAGAAAAUUCAUAAAGUUCAAAUAUGGUCUGAGAUAAGACCAUUAUUACGCGCAAUAGAGGAUAUAAUGAGUGUACGAGUGAACAAGAGGAGCUGUUCCUAUCGGAAAGAACCGGAUACUGAUUCUCACAAAAUCCUCAAAUCUUAUGAAGAAGCUAAGUCUUUCAAAGGAGCAGCAGAAGAUGAUUCCGAAGAAGAAUUCUAUGACGUGGAGAAAUCAGAUCCUGUUCAAGAUGUCCCUUCUAUUGAUACUGCUUCUAUACCUGCAACUGUUGGCAUUGUUGAGGGAACCAACCUAGACUCCAGCUCUCCUUGGAAAACAGAAUUGGAUUUUUUUGUUCGAGGGGGUCUUCCGAUGGCCCUUAGAGGAGAGCUUUGGCAAGCCUUUGUUGGUGUGAAGGCACGAAGAGUAGAGAAGUACUAUGAAAAGUUGUUGCACUCAGAAAGUAAUCAUGUUAAUAAAGUAAAUCAGGAAGAAACAAAUGAUAAUGAUUCUGGUGCAGGACUUUGUGAGAAAUGGAAGGGCCAGAUUGAAAAGGAUUUACCUCGUACUUUUCCUGGCCACCCUGCAUUGGAUGAAAACGGCAGAAAUGCUUUAAGGCGUUUACUUAUUGCUUAUGCUCGGCAUAACCCAUCAGUUGGCUAUUGCCAGGCUAUGAAUUUUUUUGCUGGCUUACUGUUGCUUUUAAUGCCUGAGGAGAAUGCAUUUUGGACCCUUAUGGGUAUAUUGGAUGACUAUUUUGAUGGUUAUUAUUCAGAAGAGAUGAUCGAGUGUCAGGUGGACCAGCAUGUUUUUGAGGACUUGAUGCGCGAACGGUUCCCAAAAUUGGUAAAUCAUCUUGACUAUUUGGGCGUGCAAGUGGGAUGUGUUACUGGUCCUUGGUUCCUCUCAAUAUUCAUAAAUAUGCUUCCGUGGGAAAGUGUUCUUCGAGUUUGGGAUGUGCUUCUGUUCGAGGGGAAUCGUGUUAUGCUGUUUCGCACUGCACUUGCGCUUUUAGAGUUAUAUGGCCCUGCCUUGUUAACAACAAAAGAUGCAGGAGAUGCAGUUUCUUUGCUACAAUCUCUUGCCGGAUCAACGUUUGACAGUAGUCAACUAGUCCUGACUGCUUGCAUGGGAUACCAAAAUGUACAUGAAGCUAGAUUGCAGGAAUUAAGAGAUAAACAUCGUCCUGUACUACUUGCUGCUAUUGAACAAAGAUCCAAAGGCCAUCAAGCUCUGAAAAAUUCUCAGGGUCUAACUUGUAAGCUAUACAGUUUCAAGCAUGAUCCUGGAUCUGAUGAGCAAAUGAAUGGUGAUACAGCACACAUAGAAUCUGGUUUUACUGUCCCCGGCGAUUACUUUAUUGGCAUGACUGGAGCUGUGGAUAUUGAUCCUAGUUUGGAUAUUCAAGAGCAGGUAAGAUGGUUGAAGGUUGAAUUAUGCAAAUUAUUGGAAGAGAAAAGAUCCGCAGAGCUCAGAGCAGAGGAGCUGGAGACUGCAUUAAUGGAGAUGGUGAAGCAAGACAACCGUCGACAAUUAAGCGCAAGGGUUGAACAAUUGGAACUAGAGGUUUCAGAGCUCCGUCGUUCCCUCGCUGAUAAGCAGGAGCAAGAAGGUGCCAUGCUUCAGGUCUUAAUGCGGGUUGAGCAAGAGCAGAAACUAACGGAAGAUGCACGUAGAUUUGCUGAACAAGAAGUGGCGUCCCAGAGAGUUGCAGCUGAAACUCUUCAGGAAAAAUAUGACAAGGCUGUGUUUGCACUUGCUGAAAUGGAGAAGCGGGUAGUUAUGGCAGAAUCAAUGUUGGAAGCUACACUACAAUACCAGUCCGGCCAAAUGAAAACUCAACCUUCUCCAAGGUCUGUACAUAAUUCUUCACCAGUACAAAGUAACACUGAGCCUUCAACAGAUCUACCUGUUAGAAAAAUUAGCCUGCUCACGAGACCUUUUGGGCUCUGAUUGCGUGAAACGAACAAGGGAAAACCAGAAAGCGUGGAAGAGCCAAGUGAGACUAAGCCAAAUGAUGAAGCACACAGCCGAAUUGUUGAGGAGAAAGUAAGUGUUUACAAUUAAAUUCCAGAGAAGCCAUAGAUAUGCGACUGGAUACGGUUAAAGGUGUGCAGUCUGCAUUGUGCUAGUGCUACACAAAGUCCAGUUCAGGCAGCAUAGUAUUGGUGAAAUCUGAAUUAGCAUAGACAAGUCCUGUUGCUACUUCAGUUUUUCUAUCUCCAGUGUUUAGUAUUCAAUUUUCAUUUGUUGAGUUUUUUAAUCUCCAGUGUAUAGCAUUCAAUUUUUAUUUGUUGAUUACAAAGUAAUAAAAUCUUAACUAUAUAUAGAUAUAGAUUUACUACCAUUAAAUUCCUGGAUCUUCCCCAAUCCCCAUCCUUGCUCAAAUAUUGUAUAAACAUUCUUUGUGAAAUACUAUAGCUUUGUGAAAUACUUUGGUGAUUUUUCCAGUCCA
Molecule: messenger RNA, 2995 nt
Organism: Amaranthus tricolor (Joseph's coat)
Lineage: Eukaryota; Viridiplantae; Streptophyta; Magnoliopsida; Caryophyllales; Amaranthaceae
Product: GTPase-activating protein GYP2-like
Exons: 18
Coding region: 187-2493 (768 amino acids)
Source: RefSeq, a predicted model, not a curated record